Messenger RNA from Anopheles maculipalpis, 2395 nucleotides. RefSeq names its product protein O-mannosyltransferase 1 (gene rt). Gene Ontology annotation, biological process: protein O-linked glycosylation via mannose. Lineage: Eukaryota; Metazoa; Arthropoda; Insecta; Diptera; Culicidae. Gene Ontology annotation, cellular component: endoplasmic reticulum; membrane. Bases 1 to 2379 code for a protein of 792 amino acids. The transcript is spliced from 4 exons. The record is from RefSeq and is a predicted model, not a curated record. Gene Ontology annotation, molecular function: dolichyl-phosphate-mannose-protein mannosyltransferase activity.
AUGGAAUCAGUGAGUGAAGCUACUGAAACGACCACGGUUCGUAGUCGGAAGACACAGCAGAAAAAGCAGCAGCAGCAACAGAAACGAUCGACAUCGAUGGAGACGGAUGUGAACGAAAGACUUCAACACUCAUCAACAAGCGACGAACCCGCAAAGGGUUUGAAUGUAACCAAACCCAAAGAUAGCAACAAUGAACAGAAUGUGAUUCUUGAGGAAGUGAACGAUCGCUUUAGCUUCGCAAUUCGUUUGGAGUUCAAUGCAGCCACGAUGGGUUUGUUUUUGCUCUCGUUCCUGACACGGUUCUAUCGGAUCACCCAUCCGAAGGGUGUUGUCUUCGACGAGAUUCAUUUCGGGAAGUUUGUGUCGCUGUACCUCAAAAAUACCUUCUACUUUGAUCAACAUCCACCACUGGGGAAGCUGCUGAUUGCGGGCGCUGCAGGAGCCGUCGGAUAUAGUGGAAGCUUUGAGUUUCCAAAAAUCGGCAGCGAGUAUGAUGCGUCCGUCCCUAUACUCGCAUUGCGCUUUGUUCCGGCCUUAUGCGGAAGUUUGCUGGCCCCUGUCGUGUAUUCCAUCCUGCGACAGGUUAAGCUUGGUCAAGGUGUCAGCAUUCUUGGUGGCCUUCUGAUUAUCCUUGAUAAUGCUCUCUUGACACAUUCCCGCUUCAUCCUCAUGGAAUCGGUGCUGUUGUUCUUCGCAGCCCUGGGCAUACUGACCGUGCUGAAGUUCCUGCAAGCCAAACCCUUCUCUGUCCGUUGGUUGACGAUGGGAACGAUUGCAUCCGGUUCGCUAACUGCAGCUGUGUGCGUGAAGUUUGUCGGAUUCUACAGCUAUCUGCUGGCAAUGUACAUCAUCGGACGACACAUCUGGAUGGAACUGCCCGAUCGUCGUAAAUCGAACGCUUACAUCCUGUUCAAAGUGAUCGCUAAAGCUAUCCUAAUCGUGAGCGUAUCGUUAGCGGUAUAUGUCGGCUGUUUCUAUCUCCACUUUGCCACACUGUACAAAGCGGGACCUCAUGACAAUGUGAUGACGAGCGCGUUCCAGGCCUCUCUUGAGGGUGGGCUAGCAUCGAUCACAAAAGGUCAACCGUUGCGCGUUCAGCAUGGUUCGCAAAUCACGCUGAAGCAUACCCACGGACGUGUCUGUUGGUUGCACUCGCACACACACGUCUACCCAAUCAAGUACAAGGAUGGACGAGGAUCGAGUCAUCAACAGCAGGUAACGUGUUACGGAUUUAAGGACGUCAACAACUGGUGGAUUGUGAAGCGACCCAACAAGGACAGCUUGAUGGUUGACGACGAACCGGACUAUAUAGAGAAUGGAGACGUCAUUCAGCUUGUGCAUGGCGUAACAAGCCGUGCCCUCAACUCACACGAUGUGGCCUCACCGAUGUCACCACUCUGUCAGGAGGUGUCCUGCUACAUCGACUACAACAUCUCGAUGCCGGCCAACCUGCUGUGGCGCGUGGAGAUCCUGAAUGGCAAAGAGUCCAAGAAUAAGUGGCAUGCGAUCACGUCCCAAGUUCGUUUGGUGCACGUUAACACGACGGGAGCGCUUAAGUACACCGGAGAACAGCUGCCGGAUUGGGGUUUUAAUCAGUUUGAAGUGGCGGCUGACCGUCGUCAACAAACCAUCGACACUAUUUGGAACGUGGAGGAACACCGAUACACACAGCACAAGGAUAAGAAGGACGUGCUGAACAAGCUGCUCGCGACCGAGAUGAUACCGACGGAACCUACGAAGUUGUCCUUCUGGAACAAGUUCGCAGAGCUGCAGCUGAAGAUGCUACUACACGCGGACAAACUCGAAAGCCACAUGUACUCCUCAGAACCGCAAGAGUGGCUUCUGAUGGAUAAAGGUAUCGCUUACUGGAUCGAUGGUGAAUCGAACGCCCAGGUACACCUGCUUGGCAACCUUGUCAUCUGGUACUCGGCGACUCUUGCCAUUCUGAUGUACGUAGGGUUCUUGGUGUUUUACCUCAUUCGACGACGCCGAGAGCUGUACGAUCUAGAACCAGUCGAGUGGGACCGUUUCCGGUUGGGUGGUGAGAUAUUCCUUGCUGGAUAUCUGAUCCACUACCUACCUUACUUUUUCGUCGAGCGAACGCUCUUCCUGUACAACUAUCUUCCGGCGCUUCUGUUCAAGGUGAUGCUCCUCUGUUUUGUGCUGGACCACUGCCAACUAGCCCUGAGAAAGUUCGUCAAACAACCAACGUUCGUGGUGGGCAUCUUUCGCGCAAUAGUAGUCGCAUGGUUUGCCGGCGUGCUCUACUUCUUCCAACGGUACAGCGUGCUUAGCUACGGAACUACAGCUCUGUCCGCUGACGAUGUGCUCGAACUGCGUCUUAAGGAUACCUGGGAUCUGAUCGUUCACAAGCCUUAGGCGUACUUAAAAGCAC